Messenger RNA from Neomonachus schauinslandi (Hawaiian monk seal), 2214 nucleotides. It is a transcript of the gene BRSK2, whose product is annotated as BR serine/threonine kinase 2. Gene Ontology annotation, cellular component: cytoplasm. Gene Ontology annotation, biological process: microtubule cytoskeleton organization; protein phosphorylation; intracellular signal transduction. Gene Ontology annotation, molecular function: ATP binding; protein serine/threonine kinase activity; tau-protein kinase activity. The record is from RefSeq and is a predicted model, not a curated record. Lineage: Eukaryota; Metazoa; Chordata; Mammalia; Carnivora; Phocidae. The coding region runs from base 1 to 2214 and encodes 737 amino acids. The transcript has 20 exons.
AUGACAUCGACGGGGAAGGACGGCGGCGGGGCGCAGCACGCGCAGUAUGUGGGGCCCUACCGGCUGGAGAAGACGCUGGGCAAGGGGCAGACAGGCCUUGUGAAGCUGGGGAUUCACUGUGUCACGUGCCAGAAGGUGGCUAUUAAAAUUGUCAACCGGGAGAAGCUCAGUGAGUCCGUGCUGAUGAAGGUGGAGCGGGAGAUCGCCAUCCUGAAGCUCAUCGAACACCCUCACGUUCUAAAGCUGCACGAUGUUUAUGAAAACAAAAAAUAUUUAUACCUGGUGCUAGAACACGUGUCUGGUGGGGAACUCUUCGACUACCUUGUCAAGAAGGGGAGGCUGACCCCCAAAGAGGCCCGGAAGUUCUUCCGGCAGAUCAUCUCUGCGCUAGACUUUUGCCACAGCCACUCUAUAUGCCACAGGGAUCUGAAGCCAGAGAACCUCCUACUAGAUGAGAAAAACAACAUCCGGAUCGCCGACUUCGGCAUGGCGUCGCUGCAGGUUGGCGACAGUCUGCUGGAGACCAGCUGCGGAUCGCCCCACUACGCCUGCCCCGAGGUGAUCCGAGGGGAGAAGUAUGACGGCCGCAAGGCAGACGUGUGGAGCUGCGGUGUGAUCCUGUUCGCCCUGCUGGUGGGGGCUCUGCCCUUCGACGAUGACAACCUGCGGCAGCUGCUGGAGAAGGUGAAGCGGGGCGUGUUCCACAUGCCGCACUUCAUCCCGCCCGACUGCCAGAGCCUGCUGCGUGGCAUGAUCGAGGUGGACGCGGCCCGGCGCCUCACGCUAGAGCACAUUCAGAAACACAUAUGGUAUAUAGGGGGCAAGAACGAGCCAGAGCCAGAGCAGCCCAUCCCCCGCAAGGUGCAGAUCCGCUCGCUGCCCAGCCUGGAGGACAUCGACCCCGACGUGCUGGACAGCAUGCACUCUCUGGGCUGCUUCCGGGACCGCAACAAGCUGCUGCAGGACCUGCUGUCUGAGGAGGAAAACCAGGAGAAGAUGAUUUAUUUCCUUCUCCUGGACCGGAAAGAAAGGUACCCGAGCCAUGAGGACGAGGACCUGCCCCCCAGAAAUGAAAUAGACCCUCCCCGGAAGCGUGUGGACUCCCCAAUGCUGAACCGGCACGGCAAGCGGCGGCCUGAACGCAAGUCCAUGGAGGUGCUCAGCGUGACGGACGGCGGCUCCCCGGUGCCUGCGCGGCGGGCCAUCGAGAUGGCCCAGCAUGGCCAGAGGUCCAGGUCCAUCAGCGGCGCCUCCUCGGGCCUGUCCACCAGCCCGCUGAGCAGCCCCAGGGUGACCCCUCACCCCUCUCCAAGGGGUAGUCCCCUCCCCACCCCUAAGGGGACGCCCGUGCACACGCCCAAGGAGAGCCCGGCAGGCACGCCCAACCCCACGCCACCGUCCAGCCCCAGCGUCGGAGGGGUGCCCUGGAGGACGCGGCUCAACUCCAUCAAGAACAGUUUCCUGGGGUCACCCCGCUUCCACCGCCGGAAACUGCAGGUUCCAACACCCGAGGAGAUGUCCAACCUGACCCCGGAGUCCUCUCCAGAGCUUGCCAAGAAGUCAUGGUUUGGGAACUUCAUCAGCCUGGAGAAGGAGGAGCAGAUCUUCGUGGUCAUCAAGGACAAGCCCCUGAGCUCUAUCAAAGCUGACAUUGUUCACGCCUUCCUGUCGAUCCCCAGCCUCAGCCACAGCGUCAUCUCCCAGACGAGCUUCCGGGCUGAGUAUAAGGCGACGGGCGGCCCGGCGGUGUUCCAGAAGCCGGUCAAGUUCCAGGUGGACAUCACCUACACCGAGGGCGGGGCGGCACAGAAGGAGAACGGCAUCUACUCCGUCACAUUCACGCUGCUGUCCGGCCCCAGCCGCCGCUUCAAGAGGGUCGUGGAGACCAUUCAGACCCAGCUCCUGAGCACACAUGACCAGCCCGCCGCCCAGCAUUUGUCAGACACCACUAACUGUAUGGAAAUGAUGACGGGGAGGCUUUCCAAAUGUGGCAGCCCAUUGAGUAACUUCUUUGACGUAAUUAAACAACUUUUUUCAGACGAGAAGAACGGGCAGGCGGCCCAGGCCCCCAGCACGCCCGCCAAGCGGAGUGCCCACGGCCCCCUCGGUGACUCCGCGGCCGCUGGCCCCGGCCCUGGAGGGGACGCCGAGUACCCGACGGCCAAGGACACGGCCAGGACGGGGCCGCCCGCCGCCCGCCGCGAGCAGCCUUAG